Clupea harengus (Atlantic herring) is the source of this 3338-nucleotide messenger RNA. RefSeq names its product arfaptin-1-like. The record is from RefSeq and is a predicted model, not a curated record. Gene Ontology annotation, cellular component: trans-Golgi network membrane. Lineage: Eukaryota; Metazoa; Chordata; Actinopteri; Clupeiformes; Clupeidae. Gene Ontology annotation, molecular function: protein domain specific binding; phospholipid binding. Gene Ontology annotation, biological process: intracellular protein transport; regulation of Arp2/3 complex-mediated actin nucleation.
UUUUGCUCAUCUAGUCGAUUGUUGACUUGACAGAUCUUUGUUCAGUGUUAACAGAAAAUGACCACAAAUAGUAAACAUAACUUUUAAAAAGAUAUAUAAUUUAUAGCAGGCAUGCUCGGGGUUGGAAUAUAUUGAAUAACAACAUAUGGACUUUACAAAACUCCGUUCUUUCUCGGACAACUUUCAAUGUACAAAAUAAAGAUCGAGGGAGAAAUUUGGAAAAAGUAACUAUUUGGCUCAAGUGCUAUAGUUCAAACCUUGGGUAGGCUAUAUGUUCAAACCCUAAUUCCCUAGCCUAGUUUUGUCCUGACUGAUACUGCAAGUAUAGUUUGUGACCUGAGACAAGUAACACAUGUGACCCUCUCCCAUUGUCAUUAAUGUUAGAGAACUCUGCAUUAAGUUCAUAUGCCUGUCAGAAAACAUCUCCCUUGUAAACUGAUUGUCAGGCCUCAGUUGUUUUUCAGAUGGAUAAGUCCUAAUUAGUUGGUGAUAACUGAAACAUUGUCCUGUAGCAUACCAUUUGCAGAAACGGACAACUGCGAACAUCUCGCUGGAUUGUCUUUGAUUAUAAAGGAAUGUUCCUAUUCUGCAAUUCAGUCAGCGUUCUAAUUCGUCACAAUUCUGAAUGGGCCAGACACCACAGUGCAUUGAAUGUUCCACUCUCUUCCGGUUUUGGAAGAAAGUUUGCCCUGUGUAGGCUAGUUUGUAUUGAAGUUCGAGGGAUUCAGGGCGUAUCUGUAACAUCAUACUUAACAAACUUUACGUUCCCAUGAAAACAGUUUAUUAGACAUUAUAUUCGAUUGCAUUCCAUUUCAACCAAAGAUUUCAAGAGGACCCCUUUGGCUUUGAGCAAAAGCACUUUUCCCUUUGAGGGCUCAAAAGUAUGGAUGAAACCAAAAGCCCCAUGCCUACUGACUCCUCCCUCUCCAGUAAUGGGAAAGAUGGAGAUCAUCAAAACAUGUUCCAAAGGGAUCUGUUGUUCAUGAAUUCAAGCUUGGCAAACGUCACACACACUCCAAGCUCAUUGUCGCUGACCGAUGUAACACAGCUUCACGAAGGCGCGGCGCAGCCACAUCCCAACAGCGGCGGUCCCGUUGUCAUCAGCGACGGCCUGCGGAACCCCACCGUGGAGAAACUGGAGCGGGUGCGCAAGUGGAGCAUCAACACUUACAAGUGUACUAGGCAGAUGUUGGCAGAGCGGCUGGGUCGAGGCUCUCGCACAGUGGAUCUGGAUCUGGAGGCCCGCAUUGAGAAGCUUAUCGACCUGCGCAGUCGUUACGACAACGUCACCAAGCUGGCGCAAACUCUUGCCUCACAGACUGCCCAGGUCUCGCACACGCAAAAGCUUCUGGGUGAUGUGUUCGCAGACCUCAGCAUCAAGACCCCCGAGUUACACGAGGAAUUUGGAUUCAACGCAGACACGCAAAGAUUCCUGUCCAAAAAUGGAGAGGCGUUACUGAGAUCCAUGAACUCCUUCACUGCCGGCAUGAACACUCUGGUCAACCAGACCAUUGAGGACACCAUGGUCACUGUCAAACUGUAUGAGAAUGCCAGGAUUGAGUAUGAUGCGUACCGCACAGACCUGGAGGAACUCAACAUGGGUCCGCGGGAUGCCAUCACCCUGCCCAAGAUCGAGCUGGCCCAGGCCCUCUACCAGCAGCACAGGCAGAAAUAUGAGAGGAUGAGAGACGACUUGACAGUCAAACUCAAACUGCUGGAGGAGAACAGGGUGAAGGUCCUGCAGAAGCAGCUCAUCCUGUUGCACAGUGCGGUGGCAGCGUACUACGCAGGCAACCAGCAGAAGCUGCAGCACACGCUGCAGCAGUUCAACAGCAGGCUCCGGACGCCCGACACAGGCCUGCAGUCCUGGCUGGGGGAGGGUUGAACACCAAACUUAUCCCUCCAUCUUGCCUACGUCCUCUCUAUCUCCUCCUCCUUACGCUCAUUUACUCUUUCAGUUGUGGACCAAAGCUUGGGUGACUCACUCAGAGACACACACACACACACACAGACACACACACACACACACACACAGACACACACACACUUUUACAUACAUACACACAAUUUUACAUACAUACACAAAUGCAAACCAAUGUCCUCACUUUGUCUUUUUUUGGACAAAGGUCUUGGGUGGGACAAGGGUUGGUGGGUUGGGGAGGAUGAGAGGAACGGUUAAGACCCAAGUGUUGUGAGAAGAUCUGUUGAGGGCUUCAUCUUCUGUAACCUAAUAUUCUUAUCCAAAAUGGGACCGUAAUAGCCUGUAUGAGAUUGUAUAAGGGGCCAGUAACUUGACUGUUUAAUAAUCUGAAGAGACUAAAGUAGUUCUUUGGCCACCUGACACACAUUGAUGUGUAAGCAAAUCGUGACCGCUAUGGCAUUAUCAGCGAUCACAUUUGUUCAUAUUUAUUGUAUUUCUUGCCAAAGUAGCUGCGGAAUAUGAUGUUAGAUGACUUAUCUGCCAGGGAUCAAAGAAGCUGCUUAACCUAAAAUUGAGCACAGGGAAGUGUAUACUACAGUGUUGAGAUCACAUUGUGCAUUAAAACCUUUCAGAUGGGACCUUAAGGGUUCAUUCCAGGUGCUCGCUGCUUUUCAGGCCUAUUUAUUUGCAGUAGCGAUAGGAAAUUGUCUCACUGUUACAGUGUAAAUGCAAGGAUUCAAACUGGUGGGGAGGUUUUUAUUUCUUCUGGAAUGUUUCAGUGUGGUCACAAGACUUCUCUGGUAAAAUCGAAGAGAGCCUUAACCUGUGGAUUUGUAUCAGUAUCAUUCAUGUUAUCCCCGCCCGUCAAAAAAAUGUAUAUUGUUAAGAUGAUUGUGUAUGUUUUCCAGGGAGUUAUAUAUGUACAUUGUAAAUACUACAGUUGAAUGGUAUGAUAUACAUUUCAAACAUAUAACAGUAUAAAUUCCAAUAUAGACAAUAUGUAACUAACAUCCAGAGGACUGAUGUACCCUCUGCUUUGUGCCUUAUGCAUCUCAACAGUAAUAUGCCAAAAGUGCCGGUGCCUUUAAGAGUCUACCUGUUACCCAAUAUUGUUGAUAAUGUGCAUAUCACAUGAACAACUCACUUUUCCAUUAAUGUACACAUUCCAGUUGUUGCCUUUUUUUGUCUUACCUCAAAUAAGCACCAAACUACAAUGGGAUGUGCAAUGAAAAUACAAAUGUUUACUUUUUGAAUUAUAUCCAUACAAGGUUAUAGUAAAAAGGAUCUCUGUAUAUCUGUCCAUGUGCAGAUGCACAUAACAUGAGUGUGGGAGAAUGUAAUGAGUGCAUGCAGUAUGUUCCAUAUCGCGUUUAUAUCUGUUACAAUGUGAUACAAUUAAAAGCAUUGGGACCACCAA